UAAUUUGCCCAGCCGCUUCUGCCCAUCUGUGUGCCAUCAGUAGAGUUUUAGAGAAUCGCCUUUUUGCUGAUGUACAAAUUAGGGGACAGGAUUUUUCAUUUCUUGUAGACACAGGGGCUCAGGUUACUACACUUUCUGAUAUUGUUUGUGCAUCUUUAGGAGUAUCAUUAACAGACAGACACAUCACUGCUGAGGGACUGGGUAAUGCCGGAAUAUCCUUAAUUUUAUCUACACCCAUAGAUGUUAAUCUAGGACCUAAAACCAUUUCAUGGCAAUUUUGGGUGGGAAAGGUUGAGAAUAUUCUUGGGAUGGAUUUUCUGAGAAAAUUGAACUGUUCUUUGUCUAUUAAUGCUGAUUCGUGUGUUUGGAACAUUGCCUCUUUGAAACAAUCUGAUUUGGCUAAUCACCCUAUUUGGUCAGAUGAUAAGGAUGACUGUGGCCUUUUAGAAAUGGAACCAGUUGUUCUCACUGGUCGUCAACCUCCUUGUACUAAACAGUAUCCUAUCAACAAAGAGGCCUUGCAGGGUAUUAGACCAAUCAUAGAUCAGCUUGAGAAAAGAGGUAUCUUGGUCAAAACACACAGUGUAUCCAACAGUCCUGUAUGGCCAGUUCGCAAAGCUAAUGGAACUUGGCGGCUAACAGUAGAUUAUAGGGUAGCUAAUCAGCAUAUUGACAAGCUAACUCCAUUGGUGGCUGACCCAUCCACCAUCUUUGAUGGUAUCCCUACAACACACAGUGUUUUUUCUGUGGUUGAUAUGGCUAAUGGUUUUUGGUCUGUUCCAUUAGCAUCACAAAGCCAGCCUUGGCUUGCUUUCACUGUGGGGGAUGUGCAAUACCAAUGGACACGGCUGCCUCAGGGUUUUCAUAACAGUCCAACUAUUUACCAUCAAGCACUCAGAAAACACCUCUCCCAGGCUGAGCACAUUUUGCAGUCCUCUGUUGUUAUUCAGUAUGUUGAUGAUGUCUUGUUGAGUAGUGAGACUGAGGAAACGCAUGACAAAGACUUGAAGGCGCUUCUUGAAUCUUUGGUUAGCAAGGGACACAAGGCCAGUCGUGACAAAGCUCAGUUGUGUUGUCCUGGUGUACAAUAUUUGGGGCAAUGGGUUACCCAGGGUUCUAGAGGAAUUUUGCCUGCUAGAAGCUCAGCAAUUAAUGCACUGUCGUUGCCAACCACAGUACACAAGUUGCGAGCUUUCUUAGGCCUCUGCAACUACUGCAGACCUUGGAUAGAUUCUUAUGCUGCAAUUUCACAACCACUAUACGAUCUGCUUAAAGGUAAACCUGGACAACAUGACCCUCUUGUACACACAGAUAACACAACCACUGCUUUUGCAAAGUUGAAAUCAGCCUUGAUUUCUGCACCAGCUCUUGGCCUUUGUGAUUCAAACAAGCCUUUCACUGUCUUUGUGCAUGAAGAUUGUGGUUUUAUGACGUCCUGUCUGACUCAGGAACAUGGUGGUAUGCAGCGUCCAGUAGCUUAUCAUUCAGCUAAAUUAGACACGGUGGCUCAUGGUAUGGGUCCAUGUUUAAGAGCAGUACAGGCUACAUAUCUGGCACUGUUAGCAUUUGCGCCACAGACGCUAGAGCAAAUAGUCACAGUCAAAUGUCCUCAUUCUGUGUCAGCCUUAUUCAACAAUGGCCGUGUGUUGUCAGUGACAGCUUCUAGAUGGGGCAACUGGCUUGCUGUUUUGACAGCUCCUAAUGUGGUGAUUCAGAACACACCAAUGAACAACCCUUCCUCCUUUAUGAUGUCCUCAUUGACUGAUGCUUAUGAGGAAGGGGGUGAUCAUGAUUGCAUUGAAUUAUCCAGUUCUCAUCCUGUUGUUAAAGAUGUCCCUCUUGAUAAUCCAGAUUUGAUUCUUUUUACUGAUGGUUCCUCAACUUACACUGAUGGUCAGCGUAGAUCUGGAUGGGCGGUGACUGACAGUCUUCAAACUUUGGCCAGUGGUAGUCUUCAUCCUUCCUACUCAGCCCAGCAGGCUGAGUUGGUGGCCCUAACUGAAGCAUGUAAACGUGCAUCAGGUAAAUGUGCCACAAUUUUUACUGAUUCAAGAUAUACCUUCGGUGUUGUGCAUGACUUUGCACAUCUGUGGAGUCAUAGAGGUUUUUUCACAGCUGCUGGCACUCCAGUUAAAAAUGCUGACUUAGUACAUGGUCUUUUGGAAGCUGUCAAGUUACCCGCAGAUCUAGCCGUCGUGAAAGUCAAAGCGCACACAGGUGGUAAUUCUUUUGAAGCACAAGGCAAUAGAAUUGCAGAUGAAGCGGCUAAAAGGGCAUGUUUUUUACCACCAGCUAGUAUUGCAUCCCUCACUAAUACAGAGUGUAAUACUAAUGACAUUUCUUCUAUUCACAAGCUACAGUCCGAUUCCCCAAACUGGGAACUCUGGACAUGGCUGGAAUCGGGUGCAAAAAUUGCUCCAGAUGGUGUCUGGACCAAAGGGGGAAAAUUAGUUGCACCUGAGUCACUACUCCCUUACUUAGCUACACAGAUACAUUCUUUAGGUCACAUUGGAGUGGAAAAGAUGGUAAAUCAGUUUUCACAUUCCUGGUGGAAUCCUAAGUUCAGGGAACAGGCUAAAGCAGUUGUUCAAAAUUGUGUUGCUUGUAACCAAGUCAAUGUUGUUCCUCAGAUGCGCAGUCCGGCUACUAAAACAGUAGCGCCUCCAGGUCCAUUUCGCCAUUUACAGGUAGAUUACAUCACACUGCCUAAAUGCGAGGGAAAACAAGAUGUUUUGGUCAUAGUGGAUAAAUUUUCUCACUGGAUUGAAUGUUAUCCAACUUCCAAGGGCACUGCUGCACACACUGCUAAAAUGUUAGUGCAGGAUUUUAUUCCUAGGUGGGGUCUUCCUGAGCAAAUUGAGUCAGAUCAAGGCACUCACUUCACUGGACAGGUAGUGCAGGCUGUCUGUAAACUCCUGAAGGUGAACUGGAAACUUCACUGUCCAUACAGACCACAAGCUUCAGGACAGGUAGAGCGUGUAAACCGUGUCAUCAAGGAACGACUGACUAAACUCCACAGUCAGGGUGUCAAAUGGACUGCAGCCUUGCCAGCGGUACUUUGCAGUAUAAGGGCAACUAGCAACAAAACAGUUGGGCUUAGUCCUUAUGAAGUUGUGACAGGUAGACCAAUGCUGGUUCCAGGGGUGAUUGAUCUCCGCAGAGCAGAUGUGCAUUUACUGUCAGAUGCACUUCUUAAUUAUUGCCAAACACUAUCACAAGCAGUACAAGCAGCUCAGAGUCAGGUCAAUAGCGCUUGGAGCAAACCAGCUGAAGGUGGCCAUACAAUAAUUCCAGGUCAAUGGGUCAUGGUGAGGAAACAUGACAGACAAUCUCUAGAACCCAGAUGGGAUGGCCCAUAUCAGGUUCUUUUGAUUACUAACUCAGCAGUGAAAUGUGAAGGAAAGAAAACAUGGAUUCAUGUUUCUCAUUGUAAGGUUGUGCCUGCUCCUCAAAAAUGACUUUAAGGGCCAGUAAAAGAGGAGGUGGGUGAUGUACAGAGCCUCAAGGAAGAACUAUGAUUUCUAUUAUCAUGGGGGUUACCCUUGAGGUGAAGACUCCACAACACUGUGUAUCACCAUAACAGCCUUUUCUGAGGGACAGAUACUGGGGAGCUGCAUGACAAUCACUGAAUGAAAAUCUUCAGAUUUUGCUGAUGAACAGUUCACUGCGUAUGUUCCUUUUGUGUAUUCUAUAGAACCACACAGCGGAGACGGUGUCCCCAUCCACUCAGAACACUGCAUGGACUUCUAGAUGCCUUGUUGACUCUUCAAGAAACGUGCAUCUCAAGAAAACCUGCGCAGCUGAUUGGAGACAAGGACGAGACCUUGAGGACGACCUACCAAGCAACAGACGCUGUCAAGUUCACCAGGACAACAUGAAUACAUCACAAAUCCAAACACUGUGCAUGAUCAUAACCAUGAUCUAUGGUUCAAAUGCAUGGGAUUGCACACGCAUGCCCACAGAAGACCUGACGUUCCAUCAUGCAGAAGCAAAUCAUCCAAGCUCCCUGACCUGCAUCCAUCAUAGACCAGCUCUACCUGAAGACACCAUAUGUUUUUGGCACUUCUGCACUAAUAAAGACUUGUAGUCAUAACAUAAUUUUGUGAUUCUCCAUUAAGGAGAAUCAAAGGGGGAAUUGAGAGAAAUUAAGCUUCUAUCUGCUGAUCUAAGGUGGUCAACUCCCUGCAUUGUUGGUUUGGCCCUUUGAUUUGAUAUAACCCUCCAGGGUGGCAACCAUCAAGGAGUGUUGAUGUUCGCCAUCCUUGCAGGGAGUCGGCACCUCUGUCCUUUUGAUAGGGUAAUCACCAUCCCCCUGUUUAACCCCCUCUUCCUAUCACCCUCAUCCCCCUCGCAUUCCCUUGCUUAACCCCCCUCUUCUUAUCACCCUCAUCCCCCUUGCUUACCCCCCCUAAAACUCCUUUUCCACACCUUUAUCCUCCUCCCACAACUUCCAGUGUUUAUAAGGUUCUCCUAAUAUAUCCCUAGUCAGACUGGCUGUGAUAGACUGACUGCGAUCCACU
Molecule: messenger RNA, 4520 nt
Organism: Pygocentrus nattereri (red-bellied piranha)
Lineage: Eukaryota; Metazoa; Chordata; Actinopteri; Characiformes; Serrasalmidae
Product: protein NYNRIN-like
Exons: 1
Coding region: 309-3458 (1049 amino acids)
Biological process (GO): DNA integration
Molecular function (GO): RNA-DNA hybrid ribonuclease activity; nucleic acid binding
Source: RefSeq, a predicted model, not a curated record